CAGAACUCGAGCAGCUCAGUCACCACCCCAGGAAAUGACAUCAUUACUUUAUAAAUGAGAUUCAUGUUCUAAAUUUGUAUUCCUGCAGAAACAAGCACAAUAAAAGCUGCUGAACUGAGAGCAAACUUUAAUAUAUAUUUCAUGACAAAAAUGUUUAUUAUUAUAUACAUUUAUGCGGUUCUCUUGUCUUUAGUCACAGAAGCUGUUCUGGGAGUGACACUGGAACAAAAAGAUCUCUUCAUGACAAAAGGUGAAGACAAAACUGUGUAUAUCAGCUGCAAAGUGACCGGAUUAAGCACUAGCUAUGUCCACUGGUACCAAAAGAAAGACGGUGAAGCUCUCACAAGGAUCCUAUACGUCGAAAGAGGAAGCUUACCGGUUCAGGAUCCUAACCAUCCUGAAGCAAAGGACUUCAGUGUGAGGAUACAGUCUGAUAAUUAUGAGCUGAAGAUAGCAAGACUGAAGAAAAGUCACUCAGCAGUGUAUUACUGUGCCAGCUGGGACAGCAGUGAUGGGGACUGGGUGAAGGUUUUCGGCUCAGGAACAAGACUUAAUGUAACAGACAGCACGGUGAUAGCGCCUCAAUUGUCCGUGUAUCCAGUGUUCAAGUCUGAAAAAUAUGAAAAGUCUGUGUUGCUGUGCCAGGCGAGAGGCAUGUUCCCCAACCUGGUGAGAUUCACCUGGCAAGCAAAAGAUCUCAACGGACAAAAGGUGCAACUGGGAGAUGAUGAGAUUCUGGAGCAGACAGAAGAGGAUCCGGAAGUCAGAAUAACCAGCAUGCUCAUCGUAGAUAAACAGAAAGCCAUCAAAAAUUAUUUCACCUGCUCAGUUCAACAUGACAGUGAUAAACACAAGACGUUGUCCAUUCCAAGAGAUGAAGACCUAUGUAAGAAUAAGUCAGAUCCCGGCAUUUCUAAGACCUCUUCAAUUCAAAAACCAGAAGAAGAGGAUGAAGAAGAAGAAAUCAGAAAUUUUGGUUCGUUUGAGCUCAGUCGCAAACUGUACCUGUUCAGUCUGACGUAUGUGAUACUGCUGGUGAAGAACGUGUUUUAUUUCUGCAUCGUCUCUGUCUUACUGUCCAUGAGAAAUCCUGCUCACAUGGAGAUGAUACAAGGCAAAGUUCACUGAUCAGUCCAUUUGUUUGAUUUGUUUUUAGUUCAUUUUUAUGUUUUUGUGUGUUUAAAUCAUCUGGAGAUUCUAAUCAUAUAAAUUGUAUUUUAUACACUUUUGUUUUUAUACAGUUACAUUUUAACCUCUUAUAUCGAUCUGUGUAUCUGUUCUGUCCUUUAAUUAUUUCUGAUGUAUUUUCUAAAAUACUUACCUUUUAUUGCUAUUGUUUAAAAGUGGACUGUUGCAUUAUUAAAAGAUUUUCAAAAACAUUUUAAAAAUAAAUUCUUUGAUUGAAAUGA
This is a messenger RNA of Tachysurus vachellii, 1409 nucleotides long. RefSeq lists its product as uncharacterized. The transcript is spliced from 6 exons. Lineage: Eukaryota; Metazoa; Chordata; Actinopteri; Siluriformes; Bagridae. The record is from RefSeq and is a predicted model, not a curated record. Bases 142 to 1128 code for a protein of 328 amino acids.